Messenger RNA from Parascedosporium putredinis, 6489 nucleotides. The record is from the annotation of a GenBank genome assembly. Lineage: Eukaryota; Fungi; Ascomycota; Sordariomycetes; Microascales; Microascaceae.
AUGCUUCUCACCCAAACCAAGGAUCCGGAAAUGUACUGGUUCAGGUCGGUCUACGAAGUUUGCUCCAACUCCGCCGCUCAGACCAUCUCGACCCAACAGCUUGUGAGCUCAUGGAACGCCGUAGUGAAGCGCCACCCCGCGCUCAGGACCAUCUUCAUUGAGCAAAACUCUACCGAUGGUCUCUAUGAUCAACUCGUUCUUCGCGUCUACGAGCCCGAGAUCCUUGAAACCACCGUCCCCGCCCAUGGUUCUGAGACAGAACUCCUUCAGCAGGUCAAGAUCGCCGCGGUCUCCCAAGAGCUUCAAUCCUUCCAGAAGCCCCAGCACCAGCUGCUCAUCGCUACACAAGCGCAAACCGGACGCGUCUUCUGCAGCUUCCUCUUGAGCCACGCAAUCGUCGAUGGAAGCUCAAUGGGCAUCAUCCUCCGGGACUUUGCCCUUGCUUGCGAGUCACGCCUGGUUGAUACGCAGGAGCCGCGCUAUGGAGACUACAUUACCUAUCUCAAAUCGCGGGAUGGGCCCUCGGACAUCGAUUACUGGAAGAAAUCCCUGGAAGGCAUCGACUCAUGCUUCCUACCGAGCGAUGAGUCCGCUGAUGUUCCCAAGUCUCUCUUGAAGGCCGACGUCCCCCUGGAUUUCGGAACUCACCCCCGCCUUAUCAGUGUCGCUCGCGAGCUUGGGGUGUCUGCUUUCACGCUUCUCCAGGUCACUUGGGCCUUGACCCUACGCGAAUACAUCAACCCAGACCGGGAUGACUGCUGCUUUGGCGUCGUCACAUCCGGCAGGGAUCUCCCCGUCAGCAACAUCCAGGACAUUGUUGGUCCAUUUGUCAACAUCCUUACCUCCAAGGUCGAUCUCCCUCACGACAAGACAAUCGCGGACAUUGCUACCGCCGUUCACAAUAGCUUCGUCGAUAACAUUGCCCACCAGACAGCAUCUCUCGCCGAGGUGAUGCACGAGCUGGGCACCAGCACUCUUUUCAAUACUGUGGCUUUCCGCGCUCUCGGAGGCGAAGACCCCACCGAGUUCGAUAUCGUCGUCCACGCCAUUGACGACGGUCAAGUUAUGCAUGUCCACAUGAACUACUGGGCCAACAAGGUAUCUGAGACCCGCGCUAGUGAGAUCGCUGCUACCUUUGCCUCGGUCCUUUCCCAGAUCCUCGAUCAACCGCACAUCCUUCCUGUCGAGCUACACAUGGUCUCAGAAAAGGAUCUCUCUACUCUGUGGUCCUGGAACGCUCAGCUCCCUCCCGCUUUGGAGAUGAGAAUGGAGGAUAUGAUUGCCAGCCAGGUUGCCAAGAACCCCAACCGUGAAGCUCUAUGGUCAACGGAGGAAAUCAUGACUUUCCGAGAGCUCGAUCUCUUCUCCACCAAACUCGCCAACGAGUUCCUGAAGAACGUCCAGCGAGAAGAGAUUGCCGGCGGAACUCUCGUGCUCAUCGAUCCUUCUCAUCCCGUCGAACGCCUCCGUCAAAUUGUCGGCACCGUCAAGGCGAGGCUCAUCCUUGCCUCGCCUACCCAGGCCGACAUGUGCUCGACUUCCCUCGGCAUCAAGACGGUCGCGGUAUCCAAGGACAUGUUCAACCACCGAUUCUCCAACCCCGUCACGCCUACCUCCGCUAUGAUGAGGCCCAGGGUCCGAUCCCCUUGCGACGCCGCCUACAUCGUUUUCACCAGCGGCUCCACCGGAACUCCCAAGGGCUCCGUCACCGAGCACAGGUCUUUCUGCACCGCGACCCAGGGCUACCAUCAAGAAAUCGGCCAGCUUCCCGGCAGCAGGGUCCUGCAGUUCGCAUCUUACAGCUUCGACGCCAGCAUCCUCGAGAUCCUCGGCUCUCUCAUGGUCGGCGCCACAGUGUGCGUGCCCACCGACAAGGAGCGAUCCAACCAGAUCGCGUCCUUCAUCAACAGAGCCCGCGUCUCAUUCGCCGUCAUCACACCUACGGUUGCCUCUCUCAUGAGCCCCGAUGACGUUCCCACCCUGUCAACGCUCGCUCUUUGCGGUGAGCCCAUGACAGUAUCCCACAUCAGCAAAUGGGCCGAAAAGGUCCGCCUUGUCAAUGCCUUCGGUCCCAGCGAGUGCUGUGUGGGCAGCGCCGCCAACCCCCGACUCAACUUGCAGUCGAGCCCCAAGUGCAUCGGACGCGCUGUGUCCUGCUGCUACUGGGUCGUGCAUCCCCGCAACCACCACCGCCUUUCCCGCGUCGGCGCUGUCGGCGAGCUUCUCAUCGAGGGACAUAUCCUCGCACGUCACUACCUCGACGAAGAGGUCAAGACCCGGGAGGCUUUCAUUUCUAACCCCGAGUGGGCCUCGCCUGGUCGCGGCAGGCGCCUGUACAAGACUGGUGACCUUGUCUACCAGAAUGCCGACGGCACUUUCCAGUACAUCGGACGCAAGGAUACGCAGGCCAAGAUCAGGGGUCAGCGACUUGAACUAGGCGACAUUGAGCAAGCCUUCAAGGACGUCGUCCCCUGGAGCCAAUCCUCCGUGGCCGAAAUUAUCCAACCCAAGGGUCUAGGCCCCAGGGUGGCCCUGUUCUUCGCCGGCGAGGACCCGACCCGCGCCAAGCUCGACGUGUCCGAGAUCCAGAAGAUGAUGGGUCAAAAGAUCCCCGCCUACAUGGUCCCGACCAGCAUCGUUCACCUGGAAGAGAUGCCUCUCAUGCCCUCUGGAAAGGUUGACCGCAAGAAGAUCAAGUCCCUCGGCGCCAACCUCCAGACCAGGCGCGAGAAGCGAGCCGGACGCACGCCAGAAACCGAGACGGAGAUUCUCCUCGCUUCUCUGUGGAAGAAGGUUCUGAGGUCCGACAUCGAGCAGGUCCUCGCCGAGGAUAGCUUCUUCAAUAUCGGCGGCGACUCCUACACCGCCAUGAAGUUGGUGACCGAGGCGAGGUCUGCGGGCGUCGCCCUCAACGUCGCCACCGUCAUGAAGUCACCCAAGUUAUGUGACAUGGCAAGCAAGAUCGCCUCCUCCACCACAAGCGGUAGCAACGCCCAAACCAACCUGAAGACUCAGUCAACCGCUGCCUUCAGCAUGGUCGAAUGGACUGCCGCGGCACGUGCCGAGGUGUCCCGCCAGUGCGCCAUCGCCGCCAACGAAAUCGAGGAUCCCGGCUCGUACAUCGCACGCCACUGCUACAAAUUGUCUCCCGAGCUUAACUUGCCCAAGUACCAAAAGGCCUGGGAGGCUGUCUAUGGAUCCAGCGCCAUCCUGAGGACUCGCGUCCUGCAGCUCUCUCUCGUCACAAAGUCCGAGGGCAAGAGGUCUGGACUCUACCAAGCCGUUGUCAGCCAGCCCUUGGCCUGGACCCACGGCAACUCGCUCGACAAGUAUCUCGCAAACCACCCUGUUCCUCGCCUCGGUGGGCCACUUGCGCAAUUUACCCUAAUCGAGGAAUGCGAUACCUCCCGGUAUCUCGUCCUCACCAUGCAUCACGCCGCCUACGACGCGGUUUCCCUCCGUCUUCUCCUCGACCGCGUCGAGGCAGCCUACACAGGCGGCGCCAUGCCCUCCGUCACGCCCUUCCGCGAAUUCAUCAAGUACCUCGAGGACAACAAGGGCGAGGCCUCCCGCCAAUUCUGGACCGGCUACCUCGCCGGAGCCCAGAACCUGACUCCCUGCGUGUCCGUCCCUACCGCAUACGUGCCCUCCGCCGACUCUACUUUCGAGGGCGAAUUGCCCCUUCCAGUCGUCCAAUCCAACGGAUACACGCUAUCGACACUUAUUCGCGCCUCGUGGGCUAUUGCCUUGGCUCGACGUGCCUCGAGCUCGGGCGUGGUCUUUGGCGAAACCCUCAGCGGCCGCAGCGAUUCCCAAGACGGCAUCUCCGAUGUCGACGGCCCGCUCAUCACCACCGUCCCCGUGCACUUCCGCCUCAAGGAUACCGACAGCCUCAGCAGCGUUCUCUCGGCUGUUCAGGAAAGCAUGGUCGACAUGAUUCCUUACCAGCAGGAGGGUCUCCAGAACAUCCGUCGCAUGAGCGCCGAUGCCGAGACCGCCUGCAGCUUCUCCUGCCUCGUCACCAUGGCGCGCGCGUCCGAGGCUCUUCCCAAGCCAUCCCUUGGCAUCACGCCUAUCGAGGGGCCAUCCUCAGCCGCCAUCGAUUAUCCGAUCUCUAUCCAGUUCAUCAUCGGAGACAAGGAGCUCAAAGCCUCAAUUUGCCACGAUGACCGCCUCAUCAGCCGAGGCGAGAUGAACAUGAUGCUCGACCACUUCGCCCUGGUCCUCGAGCAGCUCUGCUCCGGCAAAUUCAACCUCGUCGGCGAAGUCGGAUUGAACGCCGGCGGCGAACUCGGCGUCGUCAACAAAGAAGAGCUCAAGGCCAGCGUCAUGAACAUGCUGGGCCAGCAACUCGCCAACAUCCCUCUCGAGAUGUCGCCUCAGGUCCUAAGCGAAACCGACUCGGAAGACAUGAUCCUCAACCUCGACCCCCAGGACUUCCAGCCCGAGGACAACUUCUUCCAGCUCGGCGGCGACUCCAUCGGCGCCAUGCGCAUGGUGACCGCCGCCGACCAGAAACAGAUCAAGAUCACCGUCGCCGACAUCUUCCACCACCCGACCCUCGCCGCCUUCUCCGAGUUCGCCUCCAAGACCAACGCCAUCGUCUCCGACCCAACCACGGGCGCGCUCAACGACGCCUCCGCCGCCGCCGCCAUCGCCUACGAGCCCUUCGCCGUGCUCGACCACCUCCACCUCGACCGCGAAGACGUGGUCGACUCCGUGUGCCGACAACUCUCCGUCUUCCCCGGCGACGUCGAGGACGUCUACCCCGCCACCGACUACCAGGCCUGGGCCGUCAGCCACGGCCUCAUGCGGAGCCGCGGCAACACCAACUACUUCCUCUUCCGCCUCCACGGCAACCUCGACACCUUCCGCCUCGAGCAGGCCUGCCGAAAGAUGGUCGCCGCCAACCCGAUCCUGCGCACCCUCUUCACCACCAUCGGCAGCCAGGUCAUGCAGGUCGUCCUGCGAUCCUACCAAAUCGAGUUCCAGCGCUACGGCCGCGAGCACCGCGCCGACGACGCCUUCAUCCGCUGGCUCGUCGAGGAGGACACCCACCGCACCACCUACCUCAGCCAGUCCAUCGUGCGCUUCAAGCUCCUCCUGCACACCGACGGCCACUACGUCCUUGUCAUGCGCGCCUCCCAUGCCCAGUACGACGGCAUGAGCCUUCCUCUCCUCUACCAGGAUCUCGAGAAAUGCUUCACCGGGCUCGAGCCGCUCGAGCGGCCCGAAUUCGGCAAGUUCAUCAUGGCGUCCACGCAGCGCGCGGGCGCCGCCACGGCCUUCUGGCGCAAUCUCCUCAACGGCUCGUCCAUGACCGAAAUCGUGCAGCACCCGGGCCCGGCCUACAAGCACAAUGUCGACACCAUCCGCACGCGGACCAUCCCUCCCAUCCCCUCCAACGUGGCCGGCAUGUCUCAGGCCACGCUCGUCAAAGCCGCGUGGGCGCUCGUCCUCGCCAAGAUGUCGGGCCAGCGCGACGUCGUGUUCGGCAACCUGAUCUUUGGGCGCAACGUGCCCCUCAACGAGAUGGAUAGCAUCCUCGACCUCCUCGCACUGGUCCAGGAGCAACAGCUUGCGGCUAUGCCUCACGAAAGCCUAGGCUUCCGUCGUCUCAUCAAGGACUGCACGAGCUGGCCCUCCUGGACGCGCUUCAGCUCCGUCGUCCAGCACCAAAACCUCGGCCGCAACGGCGCCCAAGAGUUCCAGCUUGGCAGCGACCUCAAGUGCGAGAUGGGUGUUCUAGGCCCCGCCUACGACUCCUCUGACCUCUGGGUUCAGACCACCCCGCUCGAGGACUGCUUCAAGGUAGAGAUUGGCUCGUGCAGCUCGGUCGUCUCUCCCGACAUUGCCGAGACCUUGCUCGACCGCCUCUGCGCCGUCCUCAACGUCUUCGGUCAGGCGGAUUCCGCUAGCAACCGCCACCUGUGGGAGCUCCUCGCUCGCGACCACGAGCCACUCAUCCCGAUCAAGUCCUCCCUUGUCGAGCAAGUGUGGAGCGACGUUCUUCCGCAUAUCGAGGAAUCUGUUCCCUGGGACGCUCCCUACUUCGAGCUCUGGGGUGACGAGAUCGCCCCCGUUCGUUUUCUUCAAGAAUAUGCUUACCAUGGAAUUAUUCUUGAUAUGGAGGACAUCCUUGAGAACCCCACAAAGCAGGCGCAGAUGCUUCUGACUGCUCGUGUCCUAGCCGAUCGAAAGGCCGCUUCAAGGGAAACAACCUCUACGCCACGCAGUCAGAGCUUUUGGGCACUAGACUCCAACGCCGCACCAGCUUCGACAUCCGGAGCCAGUCGCAGAGGGUCCGUCAUCAAUUCACCUCGUGUUGGGUCUCCUGGUGUUGGCGCCCCUCUCAAACGACACAAGCCGUUCAACCCGCCCGCCAGGGCGAGCACGGCGCACUUUGCAGGCUCGGGUGGCCGCACUCAGCGCGAUUGGGAUCUCCCUUCCCCCUUCUCUCCGAAUAUAAACCAUCUACCGCCAGCAUGA